AUGUCAUGGAUCGCGCGGCCGUGGCUCGCGCUCUACCACCCGUCGUACCGCAACCUGCUCGCCCAGCGGCUCGCGGAGCGCGCCGCCGAUGGCGACGACGCGGCCGCCACGCCGCUGCCUUUUGAGCUGUGGCUGCACAUCGCGGAGCUCAGCGACUUCACCGCGGUGUGCCGCCUUGCCACCAUCUGCCGCGUGCUUUGGCCGCUCGGGCGGCACCCGUCCGUCUGGGAGCGGCGCUGCCGCGAGGCGUUUUGUCUUGCUGGCCACGCGCCGUGCGACCGAGUGAUCCGCGACUAUGCCUGGUCGUGGCAGCGCAUGUUCCUGCUCCGGCCGCGGCUCCGGUUCGACGGCGUCUACAUGUCGGCGCACACAAAGCUGCUGGCCGGCCUCAACGAGGGCCGCGGGAUGAAGGAGAAGGACGUCGACUUCUACGCGCGCUGCGGCAAGUGGGUCACCUACUACCGCCUCUGGCGCUUCUACGAUGACGGUACCGUGCUCGCCCUCACGACGUCGCAGUCGCCGCUGGAGGUGCGGCCGGCCAUGGCGGCCGCACACCCGUCCAAGCCGCAGACGCUGCGCCAGCGCGGCCUCAAGGGCGGAUGUUGGGGCACGUACCUCGCCACCGAGGUGCGUAUUGAGCGGUGA
Molecule: messenger RNA, 645 nt
Organism: Emiliania huxleyi CCMP1516
Lineage: Eukaryota; Haptophyta; Isochrysidales; Noelaerhabdaceae
Exons: 2
Coding region: 1-645 (214 amino acids)
Molecular function (GO): protein binding
Source: RefSeq, a predicted model, not a curated record